Molecule: messenger RNA, 210 nt
Organism: Opisthorchis viverrini
Lineage: Eukaryota; Metazoa; Platyhelminthes; Trematoda; Opisthorchiida; Opisthorchiidae
Exons: 1
Coding region: 4-210 (68 amino acids)
Source: RefSeq, a predicted model, not a curated record
GAUAUGAAUGGAAUCCAGGGAAAUGUAUGCCGUCGAUAUUGUGAGUUACGCCACCUGGGACAUUUUCCAACCACAGAAGUAGAUGAACUAACCCAACGUCAAGUAACACUUUUUGUUGACCGUUUGACUCAAGCGCUGAACGGAAUAAGCUGGCUCAUGCGUGUGUGCCACGCCAAAUUCUAUGGUGUGCUGUCACAACACAUCCCAUGA